Molecule: messenger RNA, 1339 nt
Organism: Adelges cooleyi (spruce gall adelgid)
Lineage: Eukaryota; Metazoa; Arthropoda; Insecta; Hemiptera; Adelgidae
Product: BCL-6 corepressor-like protein 1
Exons: 2
Coding region: 58-1119 (353 amino acids)
Source: RefSeq, a predicted model, not a curated record
CCCAAUAUUUUCUUGGAAUAAUUCAUUAAAGAAAAAUCCCCCUUAAAAAAAAAAAACAUGAAGACCGUCUUCGUUGCCUGUGCGGUUGUGUGUCUUUUCACACUGAGAAGCACAAACGCACAAUGCGCCUUACCAGCAGCACCCUUAUCCCUCCCAGCAACACCCGUUGGAUCUCCUCUCCCGUUGGCCUCCUUACUUCCUUUGCUCAGCAACCCAGCCGCUUUACCUUCAGUCCCCCCUACAGCCAUCGUUUGCCUUUUGACCACCCUCGCCAACAACCCAGCUCUCUUGCCCACCAUCCCUCCACCAGUGCUCAUUAAUUUGCUCACUUUAUUGGCGUCCAACCCGUCCUUGUUGGUCGCUAUCCCACCCAAUGUACUCAUCGCCGUCCUCGCCGAAUUAGCCGCCAACCCGGCAAUCGUCGCCUUAGUCCCACCCUCCAUCAUCCUCGGUCUCGUCAAGGCCAUCGCUACCGCAGCCCCAGCUCUGUUGCCACUCAUUCCCCAACCUGUUCUGUUGGCUCUCUUGGCCCCCGUGUUGCCAGCUCUUGGUCUGCCUUCAUCGUCUGCGCCAGUUGUCGCUAGCUUGUCCAUCCCCGCCGCACCAGCACCAAUCAUCGCUCCCGCCCCGGCUCCAGGCCCAAUCGUCGUCCAACUGCCAAAGAAAACCGUAUCCAGAACCCCAAUCGUCGUCCCAGGCGGACCAGCUCCCAACUUACUGCUUAAGCUGCAACAACAACCGUCUUGUGGCCCGACCAUCCUGCCAGCUUGUGCUCCAGGUCCGAUCAUCAUCAACGACAGCCAAAACUCACACAGCGGUACGAUCACCAACGCUCCAGCUCCACCACCAGCCAACAUCGUCGUGUCCCUGCCAACUCCAACGCCCAGCGCACCCAUAGUGUUGCCGCCCGCACCUUUGCCACAAAUCUUAUACAGCCCAGGCUCCAGCUCCAGCACCCCAGACAUAGUUUUACAAGCCCCAUCUGGUCUACCGAACUUGUUUGUCGCUCCAGCCGCCCCAGCUUGCCCACAGCCCUAUUACGCACCACCCCCAUGCCAACAAUUGCCUGCCUUGCUCGCCACUGUACCAAGUGUGCCUUCUUCCAUCUGCGGUUGUUAAGAACUGUUUCGGUCUAAAACCUUUUGACUACUUAUAUUUUGCAUAAUUCAAAAUAUUGUGUAGAACGUUUUACGACAAAUUGUUGCGGUUGUAAAAAGACUGUUCUGAUUGUUACCCUAUAUUAUUUCUAUUCUCAAUACAUUGCGGAUAUCAUUAAAUCAAAAGAAUUAUUAUUCUAUUGUAAUAUUGUUACUGCUAAAACUGUUUAAUCAUUUUCAAU